Malurus melanocephalus (red-backed fairy wren) is the source of this 3482-nucleotide messenger RNA. RefSeq names its product neural cell adhesion molecule 1 (gene NCAM1). Gene Ontology annotation, molecular function: protein binding. The record is from RefSeq and is a predicted model, not a curated record. Lineage: Eukaryota; Metazoa; Chordata; Aves; Passeriformes; Maluridae. Gene Ontology annotation, biological process: cell adhesion. The transcript has 20 exons. Gene Ontology annotation, cellular component: membrane. The annotation marks the transcript as partial.
GGAUCCAUGGGGGUUGUGAGGUUGGCAGAGUGUUUUUGCUGAGAGCUCUGCUCCUGCCUGACCGUGCUCGUUCCUUUGCAGCCUCUCUCCAAGUGGACAUCGUGCCCAGCCAGGGGGAGAUCAGUGUUGGAGAGUCCAAGUUCUUCUUAUGCCAAGUCGCAGGGGAGGCCAAGUUCAAGGACAUCUCGUGGUUCUCCCCGAACGGGGAGAGGCUGAGCCCRAACCAGCAGCGCAUCUCGGUGGUGCGCAACGAUGACUUCUCCUCCACGCUCACCAUCUACAACGCCAACAUCGACGACGCCGGCAUCUACAAGUGCGUGGUCAGCAGCCAGGAGGAGGGCGACUCCGAGGCCACUGUCAACGUCAAAAUCUUCCAAAAGCUGAUGUUCAAGAACGCCCCCACCCCUCAGGAGUUCAAGGAAGGGGACGAUGCUGUGAUCGUGUGCGAUGUGGUCAGCUCGCUGCCCCCCACCAUCAUCUGGAAGCACAAAGGCAGGGAUGUCAUCCUCAAAAAGGACGUGCGGUUCAUCGUCCUGUCCAACAACUACCUGCAGAUCCGCGGCAUCAAAAAAACAGACGAGGGCACCUACAGGUGUGAGGGGAGGAUCCUGGCCCGGGGAGARAUCAACUUCAAAGACAUCCAGGUCAUCGUCAACGUGCCCCCGUCCGUGCGYGCCCGCCAGAGCACCAUGAACGCCACGGCCAACCUGAGCCAGGCGGUGACGCUGGCCUGCGACGCCGACGGCUUCCCCGAGCCCACCGUCACCUGGACAAAGGAUGGAGAGCCCGUGGAGGAGGUGGAGGAUGAGGACAAGUACAGCUUCAACUACGACGGCUCCGAGCUGGUCAUCCGCAAGGUGGACAAGAGCGACGAGGCCGAGUACAUCUGCAUCGCUGAGAACAAGGCUGGCGAGGCCGAUGCCACCAUCCACCUCAAAGUGUUUGCCAAACCCAAAAUCACCUACGUGGAGAACAAGACAGCCAUGGAGCUGGAGGAUCAGAUCACGCUGACCUGCGAGGCAUCCGGGGACCCCAUCCCCUCCAUCACCUGGAGAACCUCCACACGGAACAUCAGCAACGAGGAGAAGGCUUCGUGGACCCGGCCCGAGAAACAAGAGACCCUGGACGGGCGGAUCAUCGUGCGCAGCCACGCCCGCGUGUCCUCGCUCACCCUCAAGGACAUCCAGUACACGGACGCGGGCGAGUACGUGUGCACGGCCAGCAACACCAUCGGGCAGGACUCGCGAGCCAUGUACCUGGAAGUGCAGUACGCCCCCAAGCUCCAGGGCCCCGUGGCCGUGUACACGUGGGAAGGAAACCAAGUGAACAUCACCUGUGAGGUGUUUGCCUACCCCAGCGCUGUCAUCUCCUGGUUCCGGGACGGGCAGCUCCUCCCCAGCUCCAACUACAGCAACAUCAAGAUCUACAACACGCCCUCAGCCAGCUACCUGGAGGUGACCCCAGACUCGGAGAAUGAUUUUGGGAACUACAACUGCACCGCUGUGAACCGCAUCGGGCAGGAGUCGUCCGAGUUCAUCCUGGUGCAGGCAGACACGCCCUCCUCGCCCUCCAUCGGCAGAGUGGAGCCCUACUCGAGCAGUGCCCAGGUGGAGUUUGAGGAGCCCGAGGCCACGGGCGGGGUGCCCAUCCUCAGGUACAAAGCGGAGUGGAGAGCRCUGGGCGAGCCCGACUGGCACUCGCGGCUCUACGAUGCCAAGGAAGCCAACGUGGAGGGGCUGGUGACCAUCACGGGGCUGAAGCCUGAGACCACCUACACCGUGCGGCUGUCAGCGGUCAACGGCAAAGGCGUGGGGGAGCUGAGCCUGCCCGCCGAGUUCCGCACUCAGCCCGUCCGCAUCCCUCACCCACGUAAGUGCUCUCUGCAUUUCUUUCACUCUCUCUUUUUGUCCCCUGCUGCUGUCCCCACGCCCCGUUUAGCAGACAGUGAGUAUGGCAGGACGAAGCACUCAGCCGAGUGGAAGCCCGAGAUCCGGCUGCCAUCGGGCAGCGACCACGUGAUGCUCAAGUCCCUGGACUGGAACGCCGACUACGARGUGUACGUGAUCGCCGAGAACCAGCAGGGCAAAUCCAAACCGGCCCACUACGCCUUCCGCACGUCAGCCCAGCCCACCGUCAUCCCAGCCAGCACCAGCCCUGCCUCGGGCCUGGGCACUGCUGCCAUCAUCGGCAUCCUCGUGGUGGUGUUUGUGGCCCUGCUGGUGGCCGUGGAUGUCACCUGCUACUUCCUGAACAAGUGCGGGCUGCUCAUGUGCAUCGCYGUCAACAUGUGCGGCAAAUCCGGCCCGGGGGCCAAGGGCAAGGACAUGGAGGAGGGGAAAGCUGCCUUCUCGAAGGAUGAGUCCAAGGAGCCGAUCGUGGAGGUGCGCACAGAGGAGGAGAGGACCCCCAACCACGACGGGGGCAAGCACACGGAGCCCAACGAGACCACCCCGCUGACAGAGCCUGAGCACCCCGCCGACACCGCGGCCACCGUGGAGGACAUGCUGCCUUCUGUCACCACGGGCACCACUAACUCUGACACAAUCACCGAAACCUUUGCCACGGCCCAGAACAGCCCCACCAGCGAGACCACCACGCUGACCUCCAGCAUUGCCCCUCCGGCCGCGGCCGCGCCCGACGCCACCGCGGCCACCGGCCAGGCCACCCCGGCCAAGGGCGCUGCCCCCGCCGCCCCGGCAUCGCCACCGCCCUCGUCCACCCCCAGAGUGGCCCCUCUGGUCGAUCUCAGCGAUACCCCCAGCUCUGCUCCGGCCAMCAAUUUGUCUUCAAGUGUCCUGCCGGGCCAGGCCGUGCUCAGCCCCAGCGCCGGCGCGGCCGACGCCGCCAAAGCCGGGCCCAAAGCGGCCACUCCCAGCCCCGCCAGCGUGGUCAGCGCUCCGGCCACGGCCGAGCCCAAACAGGAGGUGGCCAAGAGCCCCGAGAAGGAGCUGGCCCAGCCCAGCRCGGUGAAGAGCCCCACGGAGACCCCCAAGAACCCGAGCACCGCCAAGAGCGAGGCCGGCGCGGGCAGCGCCGCCAACCCCUCGCGCAACGAGGACUUUAAAAUGGACGAAGGGACCUUCAAGCCGCCAGACAUUGAUCUUGCAAAGGAUGUUUUUGCAGCUCUUGGCACUGCUACUCCUSCUGCGGCUGCCGGCGGGGCUGGUGGGCAAGCCCCCGAGCCUGCUGCUCCCGCCGCRGACAGCUCUGCCCCCGCCAAGACCGAGAAAAUGCCAGCAGAGGACAAAGGCGCCGUGCAGGACAGGAAGAGCCCUCCAGCAGAAGUGAAGACGGUGCCCAACGAAGCCACACAAACAAAUGAGAACGAGAGCAAAGCAUGAUCAGCACCGGCAGAGGGGACGGCGGAAAAAAACUUCACCCGAGCAUUGAAAUCACAACCCACACACCCAUCUCAUUCCUCUAGUGUCUGUUGCCUUUUUUUAAAAAAGAAAAACAAACAAACAAACCAGAAAAUGCAUAAA